Drosophila nasuta is the source of this 1537-nucleotide messenger RNA. RefSeq lists its product as uncharacterized. NCBI's taxonomy places the organism in Eukaryota, Metazoa, Arthropoda, Insecta, Diptera, Drosophilidae. The transcript has 7 exons. Bases 61 to 1491 code for a protein of 476 amino acids. The record is from RefSeq and is a predicted model, not a curated record.
UCGAAAUGUUUCUAAGCCUAGCAACAGCAGUAAACAAAGCGAAUUUUCUGAGUUGUGAAAAUGAAAAAGUUCAAGCGGAAAGUUUUUCGCAAAUAUGAAGAUUAUAUACGACCACAGGAUUAUUUGGAGCCCAAUGCACCGAAAAACGUUAAUUUGUGUAUCGACGAUUUUAAUGCGCGCGGCGAAGUUGCCAAUCCUCGUGCUCCUUGUGUGGUGACCACCAUCGAUCCUGACUACAUCAAGGAUGCUGGUCUGCAUCGUCUGGCAAGAAAGUUUCGCAUGAAAACCGACAUUUUGUUGCUUCGCGAGAUUACGCGCAACAAAUUCAUGUGCUACUCCACGCAAGAGAUGUUUCUGGAUAGAAAACGAGAGAUGGAAUACCAGAAUAAGUUGUAUGACGAUGCUCAGGAGUUCCACAAGUUUGCAGACGAAUCGCUCAUGAAAAUGAAGGCCAACGAGUUUAAGAAAAUGCUCGAGGCACAGGAGAAACUAAAGAAACUCAAAGAGAACAAAGUGGCGGAGGAACUUAACCAGGUGAAGCUGCAACAUCAGCGCGUGCUGAUGGAAGUCCAAGAAGCUUAUGGGCGCUUUCAGUACUUGCUCAAGCUGAUAAGCUACUUUGAUGACACGGUGGAACAACAGUCGGAGCAAUUGGAUCCCAAGUUGAUUAUGCCCGAGCACAUUGUCAACAUGGAGAUUAGUGAACGCCACCCAGCGGGCCUGGAGCAAGUACAGCAGGUUAAGGAAUACAUGGAGAAGGUGGUGAAACCGUAUUUGGAGAAACGCAAUCAUUUGAAUGCGGAUAUUUGGAUCAAGGGCUACGAGCGGAAUCGCCUCAAGGUGUCCAACUAUAACAAGCGUUUCACGCAGCUAGCCUUGCUCAAUCAUAUUGUGGGCAUGCUGCAUGACAAGGCGGAGAAGACGGAGAAACGCAAUGCGAAUGCGAUUGUAUUCCUCAAGAAGCCAGAUUUUCUGCAGGGACGAGUGGCUGCCCUGCAGCAGCGUGCCCACGAGUUGUUCAACGAUUUUGAGCAGUCCUACUGCAAAGACAAGUUAAGCAUCAAGCUUAACAGCAUUGUGCCUGUUAUUUUAAAGAAGCUACAGAACAAAGUGCAGCCAGAGCAAACAGUUCAGAAGAAGGAAGUUGUCAAAGCGCCGCCACAAAAGUCCUCAAAGCAAUGGCGUACCCUUAAGGACAUGCAAACGCCGGUAGUAACCGUCAACAAAGCCAUCUACAAGGACGAACAAGAUACUACGCUUGCCAAGUUGGAGAAAAUACAAUCUUACGCAUUGGAUCUACUGGCAAAACUGGACACCAUACCGCCAUCUGAGCUACGCAGAUUGGAGAAGACUGUGCGCGGUCGCAUGGCCAAGCAGAAGGAAAUGUCACGUCGUGCUCUUGUCAAACAGAAUCGUCUGCACAACUGGAUGGAACACUUCAAGAAGCAUCAUCGCUUACAGCAGGCACAGCGCAACAAAAAUAAGGUUUAAAAUCGCUUAAGACAUAUGCCCAAAUAAUCUAAAUAUGCUAUUUAAA